UAGGUCCAAAAUAAAUGUUCUGAAUUUAACAAAAUAUACCAACAGUUCAGAAUGGAAGUAAAAAAUUAUUACAAAGUGGAACUUCCAGAAUUUGAAUUCAAUCCUUCUGCUAAUUCUCUGCAAUAUAAUGUGUGGAUUGAAAAUAUCAAUCCAAAAUUACUUGACAGUGAAACAAGGAUAAAAGAUAUAACGGUUAAGAAUGAAAAUUUAUUGUUAGAACAACAAAAUUUGAAAAAAGGAUUGGCUAUGCAAAAUGCUGAAUUGCAUUUAUCACUACAAGUUUUUGAAACAAAACUGGAACAACAACAAAAGUUACAGGAUGCUAGAAGACAGGAAAUGGAAAAUGAAAGUAGUAGUUUACUUUUACGCUAUGAAGAUUUGAAUAAUAAAGUAGUUAAACUAAGGCAGCGCAAUUCACAAGAACAGCAAAAACUUCGUGAGGAAAUUUGGACAUUAGAAAAACAGUAAGAA
Messenger RNA from Centruroides sculpturatus (bark scorpion), 471 nucleotides. RefSeq lists its product as uncharacterized. Bases 52 to 468 code for a protein of 138 amino acids. The record is from RefSeq and is a predicted model, not a curated record. Lineage: Eukaryota; Metazoa; Arthropoda; Arachnida; Scorpiones; Buthidae. The transcript has 3 exons.